AUGGCGUCCGAACCUCAACAACCUUCAGCCGGUCCGCCACGCAAGGUUGAUGUCUUUACGGGCGAUGUCAUCCACCAUGACACCUACCCCGAGAUCAACCCUGUCACGGCGUCAAACUGCACCGGGAAAGCAGUCCUCAUCACCGGAGCAAGCAAGGGGCUCGGAAAGGCACUGGCGCUCGGCUACGCCGAAGCAGGUGCAUCACUCAUCGCCGUCGCCGCUCGCUCAGACGUCUCCUCCACCGUCACCGCCGUCAUUGAGGCCGCAAAGUCCGCCGGGCGCGAUGAGCCGACCGUCUUGGCUCUCGAGAUGGACGUGAGCAGCACGCCGAGCGUCAAGGCGGCCGCGGAGCGCCUAGCAGCUGAGUGGGGGCGACUGGAUAUUCUGAUCAACAACGCUGGCUACAUGGCUCCUUUCAACUUGCUGCUGGAUGCGGACGAUGAUGAGUAUAUGAAGACGUGGGAUGUGAACUACUGGGGCACGUAUCGUGUCACGAAAGCAUUCCUGCCAUUGAUGCUCAAGGGCGGUGACAAGACGAUUGUCAAUAUGUCGUCGGUGGCGGCACACUUCAUGGGUGCUGGUGGGGGAGCCUAUCACGUUUCCAAGUUUGCGUUGAUACGCUUCACUGAAUUCGUUCAGGAUGAGUACGGCGAUCAGGGCGUCCUGGCGUUCUCAAUUCAUCCAGGUGGGAUACCGACGGAGCUGUCCUCCAAUCUGCCAGAGAAGCUGCAGUUUCGAAUGCAAGAUACCCCGGAGCUCGCUGGUCAUUCUAUCCCCUAUCUCACUAGUGUCAAGAGGGACUGGCUGGGAGGGAGAUGGAUCAGCUGCAUGUGGGAUAUGCCGAAGCUGGUGGAAAUGCAGAAAGUAAUUGCCGAAAAGAACCUUUUGAAGUUUGAAUGCAGCGGCUUGUAG
Molecule: messenger RNA, 912 nt
Organism: Colletotrichum orchidophilum
Lineage: Eukaryota; Fungi; Ascomycota; Sordariomycetes; Glomerellales; Glomerellaceae
Product: short-chain dehydrogenase
Exons: 4
Coding region: 1-912 (303 amino acids)
Source: RefSeq, a predicted model, not a curated record